UAAACACACGUGGUUUAUAUUUGACAGUUUGAGGUUAUGUUGUUUUGUGUUUAAGUUUAAAUCUAAGAAGAAAAUUGUGUUUGUACUUUUAAAAUUAAAUAAUUUAAUAAUGGAAAACGAAGGCGAAGCUGUAACAGAAAAGAAGCGUCUAUUGUGUUGUUUUAAAUCGGAAAAUGGAGAAGUUGCCGGUGACAUGAUGGAUCUACCCAUAGAUUGUUCCUUACAGCAGCUCACGUUAAUUUGUAAUGCUUUGUUAAAACAGGAGGAACCAGUACCAUACUUAUUUUAUGUUAACGAAAACGAAAUAACCCAUAGUUUGGAAAAAUCGUUAAAUAUAACUGAAUUAAAUACAGAAGGUGUUGUAGAUAUUAUUUAUCAACAACAAGCUGUAUUUAGGGUACGUCCGGUAACAAGGUGUACUAGUUCAAUACCAGGUCAUGCAGAAGCAGUUAUUUCAGUUAGUUUUAGUCCAGAUGGUAAACAUUUAGCAAGUGGAUCUGGGGAUACAACAGUCAGGUUUUGGGAUGUUGAUACUCAAACUCCUUUAUAUACUUGUGAAGGUCAUAAAAAUUGGGUAUUGUGUAUAGCAUGGUCUCCUGAUAGUACUAAAUUGGCUUCUGCUUGUAAGGAUGGGAAAGUUAUUGUGUGGGAUCCUUUUACAGGAAAGCAAAUUGGUAAAACUUUAACUGGACAUAAACAGUGGAUUACUAGUUUAAGCUGGGAACCUUAUCAUAAAAACCCUGAAUGUAGAUAUUUGGCAAGUUCUUCAAAAGAUGGAGAUGUAAGGAUAUGGGAUACUGUACUUAGCAAUACUUUGUUUUGUAUAUCUGGUCAUACAAAAAGUGUAACAAUGGUGAAAUGGGGUGGGGCAGGUCUCAUUUAUUCAGCCUCACAAGAUAGGACAGUUAAAGUAUGGAGAGCCAAAGAUGGUGUCCUGUGUAGGACAUUAGAAGGACAUGCUCAUUGGGUCAAUACAUUAGCUUUAAAUACUGACUACAUUUUAAGGAUAGGAGCAUUUGAUCCCGUUAAGGAUUCUAAUAAAGAUACAUUAAUGCCAGACAAGAAAAAAUCUCAGGACUUUGCCCUAAAACGAUACUAUGAAGUUACAGAAUCUAUUGGAGAAAGAUUAGUAUCAGGUUCUGAUGAUUUCACAUUAUUUCUUUGGAAUCCUGAUAAAGACAAAAAGCCUUUAGCUAGACUAACUGGUCACCAACAAUUAGUUAAUGACGUGAAAUUUUCACCUGAUGGAAGAAUAUUAGCUUCAGCAUCUUUUGAUAAAUCAAUAAAAUUGUGGGAGGCAAAAACAGGAAAGUUUAUUUGUACCCUACGUGGGCAUGUUCAGGCUGUGUACAUGGUAUCAUUUUCUGCCGAUUCAAGGCUUAUGGUCAGCGGUAGUGCCGAUUCCACUUUAAAAUUAUGGAACCUGACAACCAAGAAACUAGAAGUCGAUCUUCCUGGUCAUGCUGAUGAAGUAUAUGCUGUUGAUUGGUCUACAGAUGGACUAAAAGUUGCUUCAGGUGGAAAAGAUAAAGUUUUAAGAUUGUGGCAAAACUAAAUAAAAAUAUGUAACAUGAAGUUUAUAAUUCCUAUUUUAAUAAAUAAAUACUCUUAGUUUUUUUAUUC
Molecule: messenger RNA, 1623 nt
Organism: Diabrotica balteata
Lineage: Eukaryota; Metazoa; Arthropoda; Insecta; Coleoptera; Chrysomelidae
Source: the annotation of a GenBank genome assembly